This is a messenger RNA of Trichoderma asperellum CBS 433.97, 377 nucleotides long. The record is from RefSeq and is a predicted model, not a curated record. Lineage: Eukaryota; Fungi; Ascomycota; Sordariomycetes; Hypocreales; Hypocreaceae.
GAGCUUCAAGGAGCCGAACCUCCGCAGGCGCUAAAUGCUAAAUGCUAGCGCAGAGGAAGCUCCUCAUGGUCGUAAGACGCCAAACAAAAUACCUACAAGCAGUACUUUCGUGCCCUUUGCAUCGGUCAUUUCCAUCUUCGUCGUUUUAGCAUCUGCCUUUUCUCUGCCAUUGACUUUGAUUCUUGCCCUGCGUUUAUUGUAUCACCAUGUGAAUGCUUUUCCGAUAUCUCUAGAAAGGCUGUUCAUUUCUUCCAAGUUCCAGAAAGCGCAUUUUGAUUGAAGAUCCGCUAGUUCGCGAUAGCAACACCAAGAACCGAGGCGGGAAGGAAAAAAAGAAGCUACUAUAGCCCGAGAAGCUAUCUCUCUACCUUUUCCAC